Molecule: messenger RNA, 1673 nt
Organism: Pseudocercospora fijiensis CIRAD86
Lineage: Eukaryota; Fungi; Ascomycota; Dothideomycetes; Mycosphaerellales; Mycosphaerellaceae
Exons: 5
Coding region: 278-1426 (382 amino acids)
Cellular component (GO): cytoplasm
Molecular function (GO): glutamine synthetase activity
Source: RefSeq, a predicted model, not a curated record
GUCCUAACUUUCCUCUGCACUGCGUCGCCGCGCGAACCAAGUAACUGACCGGGAGCCACACAUCCCUGUGACGAGUGGUACGUGCGCUUGUUCCUCGAACUGAGAAUAAAUCACUGCCGCUCCCACCCACCCUCGCUCUCUGAGCCGUCAACAUCCUUUUCACUCUGCCACCACCCAUACCGUUGCCUCUUUACUGAUCACCGCUCAACCGUCAAUCCCACACUCCGCGAAACACUCUACUUGGAAUCCUGGGAACUCGCAUUGCGAAUCAGUCACAAUGGCCAAUUCCACCAUCAUCUCGAAUACCGCAAACCUCGAGAAAUACCUCAAACUCCCACAGAAAGGCUCCGUUAUCGCCGAGUACGUCUGGAUUGAUGCUUCCAGCGGCGUCCGCUCCAAGUGCAAGACCCUCAAGUCCAAGCCAAACAGCGUGAAGGACCUCCCAGAAUGGAACUUCGACGGAUCUUCAACAGCUCAGGCACCCGGCGACAACUCUGAUGUCUACCUCCGCCCCGUGGCCAUGUACCCAGACCCAUUCCGCCUUGGCGACAACGUGCUCGUCAUGUGCGAGACCUGGAUGUCAGAUGGCAAGCCAAAUGCAUUCAACUUCCGCCAUGAUGCCGCAGUCGUCAUGGAGAAGCACAAGGGAGAGGAGUUCUGGUUUGGUCUGGAGCAGGAAUACACCCUCCUCGACGUCGAGGGCUGGCCAUACGGAUGGCCAAAGAACGGUUUCCCAGCUCCACAGGGUCCAUACUACUGCGGUGUUGGUACCGGCAAGGUCUUUUGCAGAGAUAUUGUCGAGUCCCACUACAAGGCCUGCUUGUACGCGGGCAUCAACAUCUCAGGUACCAAUGCUGAGGUCAUGCCGGCUCAGUGGGAGUACCAGGUCGGUCCAUGCGAGGGUAUUGACCUCGGUGACCAGCUUUGGAUGUCCCGAUUCCUCCUCCACCGUGUCGCAGAAGAGUUCGGCGCCAAGAUCACAUUCGCACCAAAGCCAAUCCCAGGUGACUGGAACGGUGCCGGCCUCCACACCAACGUCUCGACCAAGGCUAUGCGUGCAGAUGGUGGUAUGAAGGCUAUCGAGGCAGCUAUGGAGAAGCUUGCUGCUCGACACAAGGAACACAUGUUGGUAUACGGCGAGGGCAACGAGGCUCGUAUGACCGGUGCCCAUGAGACUGCAGCAUAUGAUAAGUUCACUUGGGGCAUCGCCAACCGUGGCUCAUCGGUGCGUGUCAACCGCGCCUGCGCAGAGGAGGGCAAGGGCUACUUUGAGGAUCGCCGCCCAGCAUCCAACGGUGACCCAUAUCAGAUUACCGGUAUGAUCGUGGAGACCAUCUGCGGUAAGGUCGAGGGUGCAGACGUUUUCCAGAAGGCUAAGCAACAGCCGGAAGAGCUUGAGAAGAACGUUGUUCCGUCCAAGCCCUAAGCGUCUCGUCUCUGCAUCAUACACGUAACGAUAUCCCGAACGGCACCAUUCCCACAACCACAAUGAUGACCACACCUUACACAGCCUGACCCGACUCGGAUGCUACUAGAUGAUAUCCCUUUCUGAGCGCCGUUGGCUGUUCCGCUGAAGAUCUUGGAUGCGACACCGAGUUUCGGCGGAUUUGCUUUACUAUAGCUUGUGAAAUAGCCAAAGAAUGGCGAAUGAGCAAUCACAGAACUUAUGAAUG